Molecule: messenger RNA, 636 nt
Organism: Prorocentrum cordatum
Lineage: Eukaryota; Dinophyceae; Prorocentrales; Prorocentraceae
Source: the annotation of a GenBank genome assembly
AUGUCUAGCCAGGCCGCAGCGCCCGACACCUUCGCCGACGGUUGCGGCUACGUGUUCGACCCUGUGGCAGAGCACGAAGAGACGUUGCGACAGCAGCAGCUUAUGCAGGGGAGGGGGAACGCAGGGGAUGGCAGCGUCGCACAUGGCAACGGAACGGUCGAACCCCGCAGCGGCAUUUACUUAGCUGCUUACAAGGAACCAGCGGCGAUGAAGCAAGAGGCGAGGUCGCCAGCGGCGAUGAAGCAAGAGGUCGGCCAGCAGUCGUCGCCUCCAGCGGCGAGGUCGCCAUCGACGUUGAAGCUAGAAGUCGGCCAGCCGCCGCCAGGGGGCGGCCAGCAGCCGCCAGAGGUCGGCCAGCAGCCGCCAGCGAACGGCCAGAAGCGCAACGCCGACGUCAUCCGAGAGUCCGACGUCAUCCGAGAGGAGCGCAGGAAGAAGAUCUCGAAGCUCACCGAGGAGGCGGCCGGCAGCCCGAGCGCGAGCAGCAUGGCAUUGAAGUGCGGGCACACGUGCCAAAACUUGUCGGACAUGCCGCCCGCGGCGGGGCUGGUGCACAAAGCGCUCCUGGAGAAGCGCAGCUCGCACCCUGACGUCAAGGGGCGUCUCGCCGUCACGUGCGAGGCGCAGCGCUACAAG